Messenger RNA from Geosmithia morbida, 1308 nucleotides. RefSeq lists its product as uncharacterized. The coding region runs from base 1 to 1308 and encodes 435 amino acids. NCBI's taxonomy places the organism in Eukaryota, Fungi, Ascomycota, Sordariomycetes, Hypocreales, Bionectriaceae. The record is from RefSeq and is a predicted model, not a curated record. The transcript is spliced from 4 exons. Gene Ontology annotation, molecular function: protein binding.
AUGGGUCUACGAGAGGCUCUAGGGAAGGGAGAUGAGGGUCAACGGAAGCAUACGGGCGGGGAAGCACCCGAGUUUGUAUUCCUGAGGUCCGACGCGACGACCCAGGACAUGAUGACGCAUCAUGAUCAUCCGGGGGGGGGAGCAUCGUCCGCCGCUCCGCCACCGCCACAGCCACAGCCACCACCCGACCGCAGCUUCCUGACGGCGGAAGGGUCGAGGGACGGUGAGGAGAAGCGCAAGAGCCGACGCAGCCUCGACGUCUUCCGUCCGCGUAGCCGGUCCCGAAGUGCCUCGUCGGACGGCAACGGUGGUGGUGGCGGCGGUCGACCGCGUAGCCUGUCUCGGCGUCUUCACCUGAGCCGUCAGCGUUCGUCGGAAUACGUCCCCGAGGAUCUACCCGAGAUUAUCGACGGUGUCGGAUCCGCGGAAGGAGGAGGAGGAGGAGGAGGAGGGGGCGGGGGCGGGGGGGCCGCAUAUGAUCCCGAGGCGACGGAGCUGCAGUGGGAGAAGAGGGCCACCAUCCUGGCCGGGCAGAACCAGCUGCGUUCCCGGUCGAGGAGCGGCCACGGCGGCGGCGGCGGCGGCGGCGGCGGAUCGUCGGUGCCGCCUCCGCAGCAGAAGAAUCACCAGUACCACGUGUAUCAGCAGCCGUACCGGCCGCCGCCGUCGCCCUCGGCCCCCAACGCCGUCUCGUCAAAGCACAUCGACGACGACAUACAGGAGGCCAUACGGCUCCACGAGGAGGGCGACCUGGAGAGGUCGACGGCCAUCUUUGGCCGGCUGGCCGAUCCCGACGGCGCUGACAAUCCACUCAGUCAGGUCUUGUACGGACUUGCCCUCAGGUAUGCGUGCUCUCUCUCUCUUUCUUUCUUUCUUGCUUUCUCUCUUUUCUUUUCUUUACUCUCCUCUUCUUCUUUUCUCCCCCUCCCCCUUUCUCUCUGGUCUCUCUCCCCCCCCCGCGAAAUCAGACAUGGUUGGGGAUGUGAGCCGAAUCCAGAGCAGGCAGUCAGCUAUCUCACCACGGCGGCAUCCAACGCCGCCUCCGUGGAGCAGCUGGCCCUCCAGGCCGGUCUGAAGAAGGGGGGCGCGGCAAAGGGUGAGCUCGUCCUGGCCAUCUUUGAGCUGGCAAACUGUUUUCGCAACGGGUGGGGUAUCGAGAAGGAUCCCGUGGCGGCCAAGCAGUAUUAUGAGACUGCGGCCAACUUGGGUGACACCGAUGCCAUGAAUGAAGUCGCGUUCUGCUAUCUGCAUGGGAUAUGGAAGCCAAAGUACGAUCCUCCCGGGGAGGGGGGUCCCAAGAAGAAGUAA